This is a messenger RNA of Telopea speciosissima, 875 nucleotides long. Its product is annotated as cytochrome b5-like. The transcript has 3 exons. The coding region runs from base 317 to 727 and encodes 136 amino acids. Gene Ontology annotation, molecular function: heme binding. Gene Ontology annotation, cellular component: intracellular membrane-bounded organelle; membrane. Lineage: Eukaryota; Viridiplantae; Streptophyta; Magnoliopsida; Proteales; Proteaceae. The record is from RefSeq and is a predicted model, not a curated record.
GAAAAAGCGGCCUCAUAAAUUAGACCUAAAAUUACAACCCAACAACCAAAGACCAGCAAACCCCACCAACCACCCACCUCUACCUCCAAUUCCAAGCUUCUCUCUCUCUCCCUCCCCCACCUCCGUUUUAAAAAUACCUUCACCUAUAUUUCUUCCCUUCAGGCUUGAGUCUCACAGUUCAGAAUUUAACAUUUCCUUCUAUAGAAGGAAGAGGAUUUGGUGGGUUUUGGUGGGUUUAAGCUUGUAUUGCUUGAUCUGCCUUUACCCCAUUUGUUCUCUGCUCCUCUUUAUCUUCCUCGAAGAAAGAACAAAAAUAAUGGGUGGUGGUGGUGAUGGUAAGAUCUUCACUUUGGCAGAAGUUGCAGAGCACAACAAUUCCAAGGAUUGUUGGCUCAUUAUGUUCGGGAAGGUAUAUGAUGUAACAAAGUUCUUGGAGGACCAUCCUGGUGGCGAUGAGGUUUUGUUGUCAGCGACAGGGAAGGAUGCUACUGAUGAUUUUGAGGAUGUUGGCCACAGUACUAGUGCAAGAGCGAUGCUGGAUGAAUACUAUGUUGGGGAGAUUGAUGUAUCGACGAUUCCCACCAAGACCAAGUACACACCUCCCAAGCAGCCAAACUACAACCAGGACAAGACUCCAGAGUUCAUUAUCAAGCUCCUCCAGUUCCUGGUGCCCCUUGCUAUCCUGGGGUUGGCCAUUGCCAUGCGCUUCUACACAAAAUCUGCAUAACUGCUGAGAGUACAUCUGGGACAGGCCUAAGUUUGUGUUUGUGGUUAAAAAUCGCCAUUAAUUUUCUUCUUUAUGCUUAGAAACAUUGCAACUCAGGGGUUAGUAGUGUUGUAAACUUGCAUAAUGGUUGCUUAUUUGUGUCCCAUUG